Molecule: messenger RNA, 3108 nt
Organism: Cladophialophora yegresii CBS 114405
Lineage: Eukaryota; Fungi; Ascomycota; Eurotiomycetes; Chaetothyriales; Herpotrichiellaceae
Exons: 5
Coding region: 1-3108 (1035 amino acids)
Biological process (GO): regulation of DNA-templated transcription
Cellular component (GO): nucleus
Molecular function (GO): sequence-specific DNA binding; zinc ion binding; protein binding
Source: RefSeq, a predicted model, not a curated record
AUGGACGGGUUUGCCGGCUUCUAUAGCCAGUCCUAUCCGGGUGCGGAUCCGAACGAGGCGUUGAAUGGAUACUCGCAGGAUGACUCUAUGGGUGGAAUUGAUCCCAGCGCCAUGGACACCUCGAGUUUGGGGCAGGCUCAGAGCCUGCACCAGAUAAUCAAUCAAAACAAUGAACAAUUGAUGCGCCGGAGGAGCAACUUCUCACCGCACUUUCGCCAUGGUUCACACGAUCACGGCCGGAGAGCGUCUAUGCUCGAGUUUUCUUCCAACUUGGAUAGCGACCUGGCCGAUUUCCAGUUUGAUCCGAACCCGAAUGAGCCGACAAUGAACAUGGAACCUGCCGACAUGAUGCCGAUGCAAAAGUCACUAGAUCCACGGAAGGUCCGCUCAAGAGAAGACUUGUCGUUAAAUACCCAAUUUUCGCGAAUGCAUACAAGUUUCGAUAACAUGCAGGCCGUCAACAACUUCUCUCCUGUUGUUCUACCCAGCACUUCCGCCCCUAUGGAGCAAUCUAGCGCGUACAUGCCCCCAGAUUUGGAUAUGGCAAUGGAUUUUGACCCUAUGUUGCGAGGCGCCAAUGCUUCGGCGAUGCAGGAGCCCAUGUUCACAGCCUCACCUAUGGACCAGGGUUAUGCUAUGUCUUAUCAGGCGGUCAAUCAUGAUCCGGGCGGCGGCUCUUCGAUGAGCCCGCAAGUGCAGAGUCGGAUGGCGACCAUGGCUCAAGACAUGUCCUCCAUGCCUGAUUCGUACUCGAACCCUUCGCAACACCUGCGCGGGCCGGCUCCUCUCAACACCUCGGUUUCUCUAGCAGGAGGACCCUCCUCCGUAAUGGCUUCUCCGGCACAUAUCCAGCACCCACCUAACAGACGGUCAUCAGUUGACCUGCAUGCUCCCUAUCCCGGUAAAAGUAAUAAGAAUGUUACACCCGAUCCGAGAGCGAUGAAUCCCCCGAGCCUCCCUCAUAUGCCGCCAGUUCAGGGUGGCCAGAUGCCGCCUCCAAAGUACGCCAAUGCCUAUUCCUCCAGUGGUUUCGACAUGCUUGGCGUUCUCAUGCGAGUUGCAACAAGACCACGACCGGAAAUCAAUAUUGGGCCAGUCGACUUGUCCUGCGCCUUCGUCGUCUGCGAUAUAGAGAAAUUCGAUCUGCCCAUUGUCUACUGUUCGGAGAUGUUCGAACGACUGACAGGCUAUAACAAACACGAGAUUCUGGGCCGCAAUUGCCGCUUCUUGCAAGCACCAGACGGUAAAGUGCAAUCCGGAGUCAAACGGAAAUAUGUCGACGAUAACUCAAUUCUUUACCUGAAGAAUCAGAUCACCAAGCGCGCGGAAGCACAGUUAAGUCUGAUCAACUAUCGAAAAGGAGGACAGCCAUUCAUGAACCUCCUGACCAUGAUCCCGAUCCAAUUCGAUUCGGAGGACUACAAGUUCUACGUUGGUUUCCAGGUUGAUCUGGUUGAGCAGCCAAGUUCAGUGUCUGGGAGGAACCCAGACGGGACGUACGAAAUCAACUACAAUCGAAGCUCGCUCCCUGCCUACCAGCUCCCUGCUCCGCAUGACUCCAACCAAGUCCACGAAAUAGGUGAAACAAUAUCUCGGGAUGAAGUCUCCAAGGUUCUGGCCACUAUCGGACGUGGUGACUCAGACGGCUCCAAACGGAUAUGGGACAAGAUGUUACUGGAGAACACUGACGACGUCGUGCACGUCCUCUCGAUCAAAGGGCUGUUCCUCUACCUAUCACCCGCCAGCCGAAGAGUCCUGGAAUACGACCCGAGUGAACUUAUUGGAGUGGGUUUGUCGUCAAUAUGCCAUCCCAGCGACAUCGUCCCCGUCACUCGAGAACUGAAAGACUCUUCGAGUGGAGCGCCUGUCAGCAUCGUGUACCGGAUACGGAGGAAAUUUUCCGGCUUCACCUGGUUUGAGGCUCAUGGUGCCCUGCACGUUGAGCAAGGGAAGGGUAAGAAAUGCAUUAUCCUGGUCGGCCGGGAGAGACCAGUCUACGCUCUGGAUCGCAUGGACCUCAAAACCGACAGUAACCCGGGUGAGAGUGAGCUAUGGUCCAAGAUAUCUACGUCAGGGAUGUUUCUGCAUGUGUCAUCCACCUCUCGUGUCAUGUUGGACCGUCUUCCCGAAGAUCUAGUCGGAACAAGCAUGCAGUCACUGAUGAGACCGGACUCAAAGAAAGAGUUUUUGCGCAUGCUCGAGACAGCAAGAACGGGAGAGAAGGUGUCUUUCAGGCACGAUCUUCAGAAUCGACGUGGUCAAGUCCUUCACGCGCAGACUACUAUCUAUCCUGGUGAUGCUCGGCCAGGGUUCAAGCCGACUUUUCUGCUAUCGCAAACGCGGCUACUUAAAAUGACGCGCGCUACACUCCUGAAUCAGAAAUCGAUAUCAGCGGCAUCGGUGGGUUCGGGAACUCCGGCGACACAUGGGUCCGGGCAAUCAUCCGUUAACAUGCCGAACGGUUCUACACGCUCUCUUGCUUCCAAGGGCAAUCCGUCGGAUCAUAGUGGGACUUUGACUCAAGCAGGCAGUCAUGCGCUCAGCUUGGGCAACCAGGAUGAAGCCCUCGCAUCCGAGGACAAUAUUUUCGACGAGUUGAAGACGACUCGGAGCUCCAGUUGGCAGUUCGAACUCCGGCAGAUGGAACGUCAAAAUCGAAUCUUGGCUGAGGAACUGCAGGCUCUGCUAAGUCGGAAGAAGAAGCGUAAGAGGAGGAAAGGUCUCGGCCAGAUGGAAAAGGAUUGUGCCAACUGCCACACUAGAGUUACACCGGAGUGGAGGAGAGGUCCGAGUGGUAAUCGUGAUCUGUGUAACAGCUGUGGCCUGCGGUGGGCCAAACAGAACGGACGAGUGUCGCCUCGCAAACCCUCCAGCCAACAAAGUGACAGAGGCUCAACAUCACCCGCACAUAGCACGUCGGCCAACCAGGCGGAGGCCAAAAAGAGCGACUCAUCCGAGACACCUCGCGCAGGCACUGCCCAACAGUCAGGAAAUCCCUCGGCAAACUCUGACGUCGGAGGAAACGACAAGGAUAUCUGGAGGGGCCAACUGCCGCCCAAGAUUGACGAAGUUGAGGAGCCGCCUCAUCGCAGCAUAUUACCGACAUAG